This is a messenger RNA of Planococcus citri (citrus mealybug), 1128 nucleotides long. RefSeq lists its product as uncharacterized. NCBI's taxonomy places the organism in Eukaryota, Metazoa, Arthropoda, Insecta, Hemiptera, Pseudococcidae. The transcript has 3 exons. Bases 116 to 769 code for a protein of 217 amino acids. The record is from RefSeq and is a predicted model, not a curated record.
UUGAGACGCUGUAUGUCAAGUGAUUAAUCGGUGUUAAUAUUAUUCGAAAACCUCAAAUUCAGGAUCGGUUUGAUGUUUCUAUAAUAUCCUAAAUUCGCGGAUAUUCUAAAUCAUUAUGCGUAAAAUUGCUACAGUUAUCGUUUUCACCAUGUUAUCAUUACUGCCCGGAACACUCGUUUCAGACAGUAUUCGAGGAUUGCAGUGUUUUACUGCGAAACAGCAGCCUUCAAACCAGAUGGAACUCAUACGUAUCAAAACUGGGAAACCAUUAGAGCUGUCUUGCAUUCAUGAUUCGUCAGUCCGAUGGACGCACAAGGACGAGAAUGAUUUAAAUCCCGAUACGGAGUCGGUAAUUUGCGAUGUACAAGAUAAUACCGCAACAUUCGCGAUCGCAAAAAUGAGCCACUUGCAUAUAGGAUCUUACAGCUGUCAAUCCUUCAACAGUAGUGGAAGAUGGGAUACGAUAUUAUCAUUUUACGUUGUCCUGGAUGACGAAACCGAGAGCUCAGACCACCAGCUCACCUGCCUUUGCGAAACAGAGUCUGCUUUGGCCAGGUGGGUAGAACGGGUGACCAUAGUUAUUGCCACCCCGUUUCUGCUGGCUCUAGCAAAAGUAUUGUACGAACGCAUCCAGUCAUUUUGCUCCAAAAAUAAACAGGAAGAGAAAAAUGUAGUCGAAAAUGUAAAACUACAGCCGAAGUCCGAGGAUGAAGAUAAUUCGUUGAAAGACACGUUGGAGUCCGUAAGAGUAAGCGAGGUAAUAUUAUGAUGUCGCUCAUUUGCAAUAAUCAAAUUUUAAUUUUUUUUUUAUUAAAAAUAAUAUUUUUUUUUCACUUUUAAACGUUCUUUAAACUAUAAAAAAUUAAAUUAACUUAAUAUAUUUUAAAAAAAAAAAUUAAUAAUUUUUAAAAAUUAAUUUCAUAGGUACGUAAUCAAAAAAUUUUAAUUUAUUUAUAUUAAGUAAAACUGAAUUUUAAAAAUAGGUAUUUAAUUUAAUAUAAUAAAUUUUAAAUAAGGAAUUGUACCAACAGAUGUAGACCAUCCAACUGUUUUAGGUAAUACCUAUAUGUAUAUAUUGUGAAUUUUAUUAAUCAGUUACCGUAAUAAAUAUUUUUUAAACUUUUAAAA